Messenger RNA from Oncorhynchus kisutch (coho salmon), 3375 nucleotides. RefSeq names its product monocarboxylate transporter 9. Bases 527 to 2176 code for a protein of 549 amino acids. NCBI's taxonomy places the organism in Eukaryota, Metazoa, Chordata, Actinopteri, Salmoniformes, Salmonidae. Gene Ontology annotation, biological process: transmembrane transport; monocarboxylic acid transport. Gene Ontology annotation, molecular function: monocarboxylic acid transmembrane transporter activity. The record is from RefSeq and is a predicted model, not a curated record. The transcript has 7 exons.
AUGAAUUGAUAGGGCUUCUCAGUUGUGUGUACUCUGUGGCAGUGGGGAGCAGUGCGCAUUGUUCUUUAUAGCUUCACACAGUCGCGCAUGAUGAAGAGGCAGCAGAGUUCCUCAACGUAGGUAGCGGGCGUAUAAAGCCCGACCAGCAAAAACAGCUUUAAACCGGUUUGUUCUCCGGCAAAUAAACCAUAUAAAACGGAUACUAUGAGCGUAGAGCUUCUGGCACCCGGGUCUGCUCACAUCUCAGAUAUAGCCUUGCGGAAGCUCGGCAUCUGAUGUCUGUUAAUGAAAAAAUAUAUAUAUUUAGAUUCUAUACAAAUAGUUAUUAUAGGGAGACCAUCCUUCAUGGCAACUCCCUGUAGGCGAACGCGCACUUAUCCUGCAGUUGCCUUUUGUUGUGCAUGUGGCUGUUGUUGAUGUUAAGGUAAGCACUGGAAAGCGUGGGCCUCUAAAAGUUCAGUGUUUUGUACCAGAACUGAGGGGAGAUAGACAAAAGGCAGGUUCAAGUAGAAGGUAGGCAGUCCAGAUGCCAAACUCCCCGCCUUCAAGGUGUGGUCUUUGUGAUGGCACAACAUGGUCAGAGCAGGAUGAGAAGGUUGCACUCUGUUUUAAACAGAUGACCUCCCUGGUAGACCAGACAAGAGCAGCAUCAACAUCAAGACGAACCCUCCCUGUUGACAGCAUGAGUCUUCCGAGCUCAAAGAAUGUGCUGGAUGGAGGUUGGGGAUGGGUCAUUGUUGUGGCCUGCUUCGUGGCCCAGUUCCUGGCCUACGGCUCCCCCCAGUCCGUGGGCGUCCUGUACCCGGAGUGGCUCCACGCCUUCCAGGAGGGGAAAGGCAUGACAGCCUGGGUUGGCUCCCUGGUCUCUGGAGUGGGACUCAUAGCCAGUCCGGUCUGCAGUGCCUGUGUGGAUAACUUUGGGGCGCGCCCUGUGACCAUCUUCAGUGGGGUCAUGGUGGCAGGGGGCCUGAUGCUCAGUGCCUUCGCCCCUAACGUCCAGUUCCUCAUCUUCUCUUACGGGAUCGUCGUCGGUCUUGGCUGCGGUCUUGUCUAUGCUGCCACAUUGACCAUCACCUGUCAGUACUUUGACAAGAGACGUGGCCUCGCCCUCGGCAUAGUCACCACAGGCACAAGUGUGGGAGGGUUCCUCUAUGCCACAGCUCAGAAUGAACUGAUUCUUCUCUUUGAUCUGGAUGGCUGCCUGCUGAUCAUCGGGGCCUUGGCCCUCAACCUCAUGGCCUGUGCUGGCUUCAUGAGGCCUCUGAACAUGCCUGCCUACUACCUCAAACAAAAGGCUGCUCUGGAGCGCACAGAGGAGCAGCUCUUUGAGAACCCGCCUGCUGACGACUUCAAGACUACACCAGGCACCGGCGAGAGAACCUUGACGGUCAAGGGUCUCCUGAUCAUCAUUGACGCCAAAGACAUCACCAUCACCACAACUAGUAAAAAAGGGGGCUUCAUGGCAGGUUCAGCCAUUGUGAAAAUUAUCAAGGAGAAGCGUCAGGCCUACUCAAAGUACAUGCACUCCACAGCUGACUUCCUGCAAGACAGAAACUUCAUGGCCCUCUGCAUCGCCAUCUUCCUGUUUAGCCUGGGAGCCUUCCCUCCAGUCCUCUUCAUGGAGGACGUGGCCAUGAGUGAGGGCCUCAUCGACGAGGUCAGCAUCAUCCCCCUGGUCUCCAUUGUAGCAGUCACUGCCGGCAUGGGCAAGCUGACCCUGGGCAUACUAGCAGACGUGAGGUGGAUCAACAGUCUGUUCCUGUACGCCUUCACCCUGCUGGGGACUGGGGCGGCCCUUCUCCUCAUCCCUAUCUCCAAGAGCUAUGUAGGCCUGCAGAUCCUCUCAGCUGUGGUGGGCUUCUUCUCUGGGAACUGGUCCCUAACAUCAUACAUCACCACCAAGAUCGUGGGGCUGGACAAACUGACCCAGGCCCAUGGGAUCCUCAUGUUCUUCGGUGGAUUCGGGAUCGUGCUCGGGCCCCCUGUUGUUGGGUGUUUUUUUGACUGGACCCAGUCCUAUGACCUGGCCUUUUACUUCAGUGGAGGCUCUGUGCUCCUGGGUGGGGUCACACUCUUUCUCUGUGCUCUGCCCCAUUGGGACAAAAAGAAGGCUGAUAUCGACAGGUUCGACAUUCAGUACACCAGCAACUGUGACAAAGUUGCCUCUGUAGCCUGAACACCAACUUUCACAUCAACCUUGCUCUCCAGUGUUCCCAGGAAUCUUUGCUGAUAAAUGUUAUACCCUUCAAGAGGUUGUUGAGAAGUAUUCCUAGUGCCAGAUUUCACAUACCUGAGAAGAGUAUUGAAGAAGAUUAGGCCUUUUCUAUACAUCUUUAGUGUUUUUAAGACUUCUUGCAUUAUACUACAGAAUUUUGAAAGAUCCCUAUGUUGAACAUUUUAAUUACGGUCUCAUUUUAAGAGGCCUAUUCAACAAAAUGUUUUUUAAACAAAUGAAUACAAUAGAUUAUGUUUACUUAGAAUGAAUGCUGUUUUUUUUACAUUUCCGGAUCUUCACUGGGCUCAAAUGGAAAAUACUUGUGUACUUUGCCUGUGUGAAUUUACCAGGUAUUUCCUCUAGGGAAAAAUACAGGGUUUGGGGAAAAAAACAAGGGAAUGUACUCUUUAAAAAAAAAAAUUCUAGCCGAACAAACUGUUUGUUUCUAUCUUACCAAAGCACCAGGAUGGUGGAUGCCUGUCAACACGUUAUGCCUGAUGAAUACAAGCCUUGCUUUUAAAGGAUAGAUAGAUCUUGAUUUUAAAUUCAUUGGCAUUGUACUGUAUUUUACUUGUACUGUCCAAACGUGUUUGUUUGAGUUCGGGAGGUACUGAACACCUCAUUUUGUCUUGACCUGACUAAGAACUUGCUGAAGAAUAUGCUGUGCAAAUACCAGAGACUGUACUGGAAAAAAGCCCAGUUCCUCUAAUGCAUGCUGGUUCUGUGUGGCAUGACCGGUUUCCUGCAUUUGUUCAGCAGAUUGGUUAAAGGCUUGUUUUUCUGUCUUUGUUUUUUGUUUUUUAACAGCACUAUAUUUUGUAGUUAUGAUUUUAUAUUUUUAAGGAAUUGAAUGAUUGUGAUUCCUGCUUUGUUAGUCACUUGAACAUCUGAUUAUUGUAUGUAAACAGCACCACAAUAUAUAAUAAUAUUGUUUUAUUCUCAGUCAAGCGUCUUUGUAGAAGUAUUUACAGGGUAUAAAAUACAAAAUAUCUGUGAUCCAAAAAGGCUAGAAACAGUAGAGCUGUCACUUUUUAUAUGAUGUUGGACCACUUUCUUAUUAUUUUUUUAAUGUCAGUGUUACAGAUUUAUGUUUGCAAUAUUUCUCUUCUAUUUUGUUAUUUUCAACAAAAGUGCCAAUAAAAUGAAAUUCAAUAUUGUGA